AUGUCUCCGUUUCUCUCCAAACUCCCCAAGCUCUCUCCUCAGAAAGAUUCUCAGAUUAGCCUUCGUUUGUUUUCAUCUUCCAUAGACCGUCUUGCACCCUAUUUGGUCUUCGGCAAAAAUCGUUUUGGAGAUGACAUAAGAUUUCUCGAUAUUUCCACCACAGAAUUAAUAACUACUGACAAGAAGAUCCCUAGUGAGUUGCUAGAGGCAAAAUCAACAAUCGGAGCAUCCCAAGGAUGGGUCGCUACCCUAAAUGAUGAGACCAUGGACAGCUCCACUCAACCACACGAACAUGAGGAGCAGUUUGAACCAGAGGAAGCACCGGAGGAGCAGCUUGAACCAGAAGAAGCACCGGAGGAGCAGCUUGUACCAGCAGAAGCAGCGGAGGAUGCACUAAUCGUUCCGGCGGGUCCUAUAACAAGGUCACGGUCCAAGAGGUUCAACCAAACUAUCAGUGGACUACUCAAGGAGCUGGACAAGAACCAAGAAGACAUGGCUCAAACCACUAUGACGUUGCUCACAGCUCAAGGUGCUCGGUAAAGGGUAAAAUGUUGCUUUGGUGCUCUUUUUCCCUUGGUCAAGUUUUGUCCCAUUGGGUUUUCUUGACAAGGUUUUUAAUGAGGCCUAAAUAACAUUUUCAAGCCCCUUUGCCAGUCCAAUUCGUGGUCCAAGGUUCCCCACAAAGGACUUGGCCCAUUUUCUAUCUCUUUCUCAUUCAAACUUUGCAUUUAUUGCUUUGUAAUUUCCAAGAAUUUGUGCAUGAGCUUGCAUGAGUGUGGACUCUUGCAUGAGCUCCACCUCUUCUCUUCUA
Molecule: messenger RNA, 811 nt
Organism: Camelina sativa (false flax)
Lineage: Eukaryota; Viridiplantae; Streptophyta; Magnoliopsida; Brassicales; Brassicaceae
Source: RefSeq, a predicted model, not a curated record